Adelges cooleyi (spruce gall adelgid) is the source of this 575-nucleotide messenger RNA. RefSeq names its product DNA-directed RNA polymerases I, II, and III subunit RPABC3 (gene Rpb8). Lineage: Eukaryota; Metazoa; Arthropoda; Insecta; Hemiptera; Adelgidae. The transcript has 4 exons. The record is from RefSeq and is a predicted model, not a curated record. Gene Ontology annotation, cellular component: RNA polymerase II, core complex; RNA polymerase III complex; RNA polymerase I complex. Gene Ontology annotation, molecular function: DNA-directed RNA polymerase activity. Bases 105 to 569 code for a protein of 154 amino acids. Gene Ontology annotation, biological process: DNA-templated transcription.
CAACAAUGAUAAUACCACGAAAACUUGCAUGUGUUGAGUUCUUGGCGGUUUUUGAAUUUUAUUUGUUGAUUUUUUUGUAAUCGUUUUCAGUCGAGAAUUAAAAAAUGGCUCAAGGAAUGGUAUUUGAAGACAUUUUCAAUGUCAAAGACAUGGAUCCCAAUGGCAGACAAUUCGAUCGAGUGAGCCGAUUGCAUUGCGAGAGCGAAUCGUUCAAAAUGGAACUGAUCCUGGACAUAAACUCGUGGAUCUAUCCGAUGGAUUUGGGUGAUAAAUUCCGCCUGGUUUUGGCCACAACUCUGCGCGAAGACGGUCAGCCGGACGCCGGCGAAUGGAACCCCGUGGAAAUGGAACAGAACGGUUGCAGGGCCGACAGUUUCGAGUACGUGAUGUACGGUAAGAUUUACCGUAUCGAAGGCGAAGACACAGCAAAGGAAUCCCACAAGAACAAACUCGCCGCCUACGUGUCGUUUGGAGGACUUUUGAUGCGGCUCUUGGGCGACCCCAAUAACUUGCACGGUUUUGAAGUGGACCAGUGUGUGUACUUGCUGAUGAAAAAAUUAGCUUUUUAAAAUUGC